This is a messenger RNA of Ostrea edulis (European flat oyster), 1168 nucleotides long. Its product is annotated as major egg antigen-like. Lineage: Eukaryota; Metazoa; Mollusca; Bivalvia; Ostreida; Ostreidae. The record is from RefSeq and is a predicted model, not a curated record. Gene Ontology annotation, biological process: protein refolding; response to heat. The transcript has a single exon. Gene Ontology annotation, molecular function: protein folding chaperone. The coding region runs from base 179 to 892 and encodes 237 amino acids.
UGCCGAACCUUCUCUGUUAUGUAAGAGAUCCUAAGAAUAGAAUUGCACGUGCGUGACGCAAAAUAAGUUACUUCUGGAACUCUGCACAUACUAUAUAAAUGAGCUUGUCGGACAAAGCAGUCUAACUUGGUAAAGGAGCAACAAUAGCUGUACGAGUUGAGAAGAAAGAAGUGUGAACAUGUCUCUGAUACCUGUUUACUACGACUACAGUCCAUUUUCAUCGUUCUAUGCACCUGCAACACCCAUCAGGUCCAUGUUGAGUAACAUGCUGAACGACGAGUUGGCGCUGUUUCCCCGAUUCGCUGCACCCAGCAGACGACCUUCCAAAUGGACUCAAACUUUUCACUUGGACAACUUCGGCCCUGAUGAAGUGAAAGUAAACGUUGAAAACGGUUGCGUUAGGAUCCACGCCCGACAUGUACGGGGGGAUGAAGACAACGGCGAGGUCCGGGAGACAAAACGAUGCUUAAACAUCCCAGAAGGGGUCGACCAGAGCAAAGUGCACUGCAAAAUGAUGAAUGACCACGCUUACGUUGUUGAGGCGCCGUAUUUACGCAAUGAGGAUGAAGAGGAGAUGGAGGUGCAGGUAGAUAACGUACCGGCCAUUACACAGGGCGAGAACGAAGACAUGCAGCUGGUGGAGAGUGAGAAACCCUACGAGACCAAGCUGGAUUUGUCCGUGUUUGAGCCUGACCACAUCGACGUCAAACGACGUGGGAACGUGGUUUCAGUCUCUGCUGACCAUUCACGUGACGAGGACGGGGUCAAAGUGUCCCGGUCUUUUAGACGCGAGUUCACCGUACCACAAGGCGUUGACUACAAGAAAAUCAAGUGCGUCAGAGAUCCAAAGGGACAUGUUGCCAUCGUGGCACCCAGGACCGAAAAGAAGUGAAAAGGGCAACCAGUCGGUAUAUGAUAAAGACAUUCAGUGAAUAUUUAUGUCCAUUAUUUUGGAACAGUUCUUUUCAUGAUACAAGUACUUUAGUAUAAUUUGUGCAAUUAGUACUUCUAUUUCUUGUUUUCAUAAUACAUGUACUAAUGGUGUAAUUUGUGCAUUUACUAUCUGUGUACAUUUGUCACUUGUCAGAUAGACGGUCUUCCUACAUUCAUACAUAAUCAUUUGUUUUGUUUGUUUUGCGUUAAACAAUAAAUUUGUGAAAAUAUAAAA